AUGCAAGGUAGCAGAGGCAAGCGCAUAUUGGAACUUGUGAAAAAUGCAAAAUCUGAAGAAAAUCUUGAAAAAAAUCGCGGAAAUUAUCCUAAAAUAGUGGUACAUUCAAAUAUUGCUUUAAAAGGCCAAGAAACAAUUAAACCAAUCGCCUCUACAUCUCAUUUGAAUAAGGCUAGUGAAGCACCUGCACCUGCUGCAAUAACAUGUGAUUCAAUCCCCUCGACAAGUAAACUAAACUUGCCUGAUAGGCAUACCCGAUGGCAUGCUAUCGAAGAUUCUAUGUCCGACAAAAGUGAGGAAGAUGCUGUAGAUCCAUAUGAAGGGAGUGAUAGCAGAGAUAAAGACUACAAUCCGAAGGACGACCUGGAUACUGAUAAUGAUGCUGAAGAGCUAUCCGAAGAUGAACUUACAGCGAAAGCUCCUCAGAAUGUUGAAUGUACUCAGUGCAGGUUUAAAUGUUCUGACAAUUUUUCGGAAGAGGAAAGGGUUCAAUUGUGCUCCAGUUACUGGCAGUUAGAAGUUUAUUCAAGAAAAAAAGACUUUAUUCUGCAAAAUGUUAAAGCUAAUGUACCACAAAGACAACGACAUCGUAACGAUAAUGCCAAAUCCCGCACCAAUGCCAAAGAAUUUCAUUUUUUAAAAAAUGGUAUAGCCACAAGAGUAUGUCAAAAGUUUUUUUUGAAAACACUUUCCAUAAGUAACGGACCUUUAAACAAAGCCUUUCAAAAGAAAAAUGACACAACAGGGUUGUACAAUGGAGAUGAUAAGCGAGGCCUGCAUAUUCCCUCUAAUAAAACCACCCCUGAAGAUAAGCAAAUUAUUAAAAAUCAUAUCGAAAGUUUUCCUCUAACAGAGUCACAUUAUUGUAGAAAAUCUUCAGAGAGAAAAUAUUUGGACGCGACAUUGUCUAUUGCUAAAAUGUACUCUUUAUACAAAGAAUUAUGUGAAAAAGAGGGUUACAUUCCAAAAAGUAUAACAACAUACAAGCGAACUUUUUGCCAAGAAUAUAAUUUUUCAUUUUUUAAACCACGCAAAGACCAGUGUGCAGUUUGUAUGAAGUACCAAGAUGCAAAUGCUGAUCAAAAAGCUGCAUUGGAAAUUUCAUUUAAUGAACACAAACAACGUGAGCUCGACGCAAAUGAAUCCAAAAAAUUUGAUAAAGAAAGGGCAAUCAAGGAGGCUAAUUUUGUUACCGCAACAUUUGACUUACAAAGUGUGCUUCAGAUCCCCAGUAGCGAUGUUUCGCCCAUGUACUACAGCCGAAAAAUAUGUGCUUACAAUCUGACCAUUUAUGAAGGGGCCCCACCCAAUAAUGCUUUUUGUUUUACGUGGACGGAAGUUAAUGGAGCUAGAGGAAGUUUGGAAAUAGCAACUUGUCUUUUUCAGUACCUCAGAAACUUACCAAAUCACGUAACAGACGUUUCUUUUUUCUCAGAUACAUGUGGUGGGCAAAAUAGGAACCAAAACGUCCUAGCAAUGCUAUAUUAUUUUGUGCAUUACGGCGGUAACCAAAUUGCUACAAUCGAACAGAAAUUUCUUGAAUCGGGGCAUUCUAUGAUGGAAUGUGAUAGUAUGCAUAGUGCUAUAGAGAAACAAAAAAGAUACUUAGCUGUGUAUACCCUUAAUGAUUGGAUAAACAUUUUCAAAAUGGCCCGAUCGAAACGAGGUAAGAAAAAAAAUGACCCGUACAUUGUUACAGAACUAAAAUACAGCGAUUUCAUUGAUUUAAAAGCUAUUUCACUCACACUCUUAAAAAACAAAACUGUCAACACGCAAGGUGAGAAAGUAAAAUGGCUACAAAUAAAGUGUUUUCGAAUAGAGAAAGAUUGUCCACGAAUAAUAAAAUACAGGUAUAGCCAUAAAGGCGAUUACCUUAGCCUAAACAUCGGCGGCCGGGGCAGACCUUCAGCUACAGCGACCACGUCAUUACCCAAUGUACGUAAUGCAUAUUCAUCAAUGCUUCCAAUUUCGGUGCAGAAAUACCAAGAUCUCAAAAAGCUGUGCAAUUCAGGGGUUAUUCCAAUAGAAUUUCAUCAUUGGUAUUUAUCACUGCCGACAUCAAAAGCUGUCAUAAACAAAAAUCCAGAGCCAAGUGUUGAAAGUGAAAGUGAGAUUGACUUGUCAGUUAUUUUGAAUAAAGUUUCAUUCAAUUUACCAGUAGAAGUCGUUUUAACAUAA
Ceutorhynchus assimilis (cabbage seed weevil) is the source of this 2178-nucleotide messenger RNA. The record is from the annotation of a GenBank genome assembly. NCBI's taxonomy places the organism in Eukaryota, Metazoa, Arthropoda, Insecta, Coleoptera, Curculionidae.